AUGCCGCGCCGAACCCGCCGAACCGGAGGGGGCCUAGUGAGCCUCGACGGCUGGUUUGUGGUGUCCGAGGCCAAGCCGAAUGAGGACACUGAGAAGGCCUACGACGCGAUUGAGAUCAACCGCAUGGACGGCUGUCGCAUGGAAGCCCCCGGCGCGAACCUGCUCUUCUGCUUGGAGCCCAAGCAGGUGGCCAACCGAGGCGAGGUGGCUGACUGCGCUGCCGUGCUGUCAGGGAACUGCCGGGCGUGCACGGAGCGAAUCCAGAAGUUCGCGCAGCUGAUCGGAGAGGGCGGAAAUUUCGCUCCUAGGAGCGACGAGCAGUCGACGGUCCGCUUCGAUCCGAGCUGGGGCGUGUCCAACAGGGCAGCGGUGCAUGGGUUCGUGAAGAUGAAGAACUUCUGGUUCAUGGUCUUGCAGGGUGCCCAUCUUCCCACAGAUUCCUCUUGGCCACGGGGUGCAGGGAUGUAUCCUACCAACCUGAAGCCAGAGGCACACCACCACCGCAGCAAGUGGGUCAGCUUCCACUCCCUGGUAGUGCCAGAGGAGACAGCUGGAAGCGGUGUGCCACUCAUUGGCUCAGCAUUGCUGGGCUUCCCAUCCUUCCGCUUCAUCCUUGACGGCAAGGAGAUCUCCGUCUCCGCGGACUGA
Symbiodinium pilosum is the source of this 648-nucleotide messenger RNA. The record is from the annotation of a GenBank genome assembly. Lineage: Eukaryota; Dinophyceae; Suessiales; Symbiodiniaceae.